Messenger RNA from Scomber scombrus (Atlantic mackerel), 1587 nucleotides. RefSeq names its product tubby-related protein 1-like. Gene Ontology annotation, cellular component: cilium. Bases 1 to 1587 code for a protein of 528 amino acids. Gene Ontology annotation, biological process: protein localization to cilium. Gene Ontology annotation, molecular function: actin filament binding. The record is from RefSeq and is a predicted model, not a curated record. The transcript has 13 exons. NCBI's taxonomy places the organism in Eukaryota, Metazoa, Chordata, Actinopteri, Scombriformes, Scombridae.
AUGUCUGCAGAGAAGAAGCCAAAAAAGAAGAAAGAGGAGGCCAAUGGCACCACAGAAGCCAAGUUGAAUGGAUCUGAGGCCAAACCCAAAAAAACAAAGACCAAGAAGAGUGAAGAUGCAUCAGAAGAGGAAAGCCCUGCCAUUCAAAAUGGAAAGAAGGUAAAGAAAAAGAAACCAGAAAAGAGUAACGACGAACCAGUAAAAGAAAAGGAGAAAGACAAAGAGAAAGAGCCGAAAAAGAAAACCAAAAGUGCUCCAAAAAAGAAGAAAGAUUCAGGCUCAGAUGACGACAAUGAUGACGACGAUGAUGAGGAUACCCCCAAAAAAAAAACAAAGAAAAAAACAACAAAGGACAGCUCUCCAUCUGCAAGUUCUGGCAAAGAGAAGAAAUCUAAAUCUAAAGAUGAGAAAGAUUCUGAUGGAAAAGAAAAAAAGUCCAAGUCAAAGGAUAAAGAGAAAGAGAAGGAUAAGAAGAAGGAACCAUCCUCAAUGUUCCAGAUAAAUGGAGAUAAAGACUCUAAAAGCAAGAAGAAAGCUGCCAAAUCAGACAGUGAUGACAGUGAAGAGGAGACAAAGUCAAGCAAGUCAAAGAAGAAAUCCACUGCCGGCGCAUCAUCCAUGUUUCAAGCAUCUGGAGACAAGGACAAGGACAAAGACAAGAACAAGGACAAGGACAAGGACAAAGACAAAGACAAGAAGACAAAGAAGAAAGGAAAGGCAGAAGAGAGUGAUGAUUCUGACUCGGAAAAAGAGGAAAAAUCCAAGAAGAAAAAGGGCAAAGGGAAGAAGAAAAAGGAGAGAGCUCCAUCACCUGAGAUUGAGUUUGACAACUUGGAGAAAUUUGUGAUGGAUCCGGCUCCGCAGGGCGUGACAGUCAAAUGCAGAGUGACUCGAGACCAGCGGGGGAUGGACAAGAGCCUUUAUCCUCUUUAUUAUCUUCAUCUUGACAAUGACAAAAAGACAUUCCUGUUGGCUGGGAGGAAAAGAAAGAAAAGUGCAACUUCAAAUUAUCUCAUCUCAAUAGAUGCCACAGAUUUAUCGAGAGGAGGAGAGAAUUUUGUUGGGAAGCUGAGGUCAAAUUUAAUGGGGACUAAGUUCACCGUAUUUGACAAUGCUCUGAAUCCAGAAAGAGCUCUUCCAGACCUGUCGAAUGCACGGCAGGAGCUAGCAGGUAUCAUCUAUGAAACAAAUGUGUUGGGGAUGAAAGGGCCCCGAAGGAUGUCGGUCAUCAUCCCGGGAAUGGACAAAGACAAUGAUCGAGUCCCCCUCCGACCACGAAAUGAUUGUGACGGCUUGUUGAUAAGGCACCAGAAUAGGAGGAUGGAAAAUCUGAUCGAGCUUCACAACAAGACGCCUGUGUGGAACGAAGAAUCAGCGUCUCAUGUGCUCAACUUUAACGGCAGGGUCACCCAGGCCUCCAUCAAGAACUUCCAGAUAGUCCAUAACAAAGACUUGGACUACAUUGUGAUGCAGUUUGGACGAAUAGCCGAUGACAUUUUCACACUGGACUUCAACUACCCGAUGUGUGCUGUGCAGGCCUUUGCCAUCGCACUUUCCAGUUUCGACGGCAAAAUUGCCUGUGAAUAA